AUGAAUACAUACCGCAGAUCAAGAAGAGACAGUGUCACAACCGCACCUCCUACCACUUUCGACAUCGGACCUCGACGAUCUGUUGAAGAGGACAAGCCGGACGAUGGUGGUAAGUUCGGACUUUUACGAGGUGUGGAUGUGGAACUAAACAUGAUAGGCGAAUGGGAUGAAUUGCAGAGAUUCGUCAGCUCACCAAGCGCUCCAACAACGCCCCGGACCAAGAGGAAGAUACAUUUCAUCGAGCCCUCGCCUGAUGAUAUUGCUCCACGAAGGUCCAACACGGCUCCUCCUGGCCUCCGGAUUGCAUCAACGACAAAUCUGGAUCGAGAGCCAACUGUUUCGAGGGAGCCAGACUCUGAAGAGAUACAACCUGAUCUGAUCUCGUUCGAGGAACCCGAGGAAGCGCCUUCCAAAGCAAGCGAAGAUCUGGGCGAAGUUUCUCUCAACAGCCAAGAAAGGGAUCAAGACUUCUACGACAUGGAGGUGGAAAUGGAAAUCUACAAUGAUGAUUCCACUCCAACCGAAGACCUCCCGCUGGUAUCUCAAGACGAGAAUGACGACGCAGACGAUGCGAAGGACCCCAUCUUCUCGCUGAGGCAUGCCAAAUCACAUUCGAUCUCAGGUACUUCGACAAUCCCUCAGGAAAGAUCAACUUCGGCCAAGUUCUACCGCACAUCAUCGGCAUCAGGGCUCUACUCCAAGCCAGCUUAUAGCCCGAUCAUCAAAGCACACGUCGCUGGCAGUCCCAUACGUUUCGACUUUUGCACAACGCCUGUUGGCAACAACGAUGAUAGCGAGCGACUUGGGGAUAUUCCGCGAUUGUCCCGAAGCCAGACUGGAAGCUUUGUGUCUGGCAACAGCGCAUCCUCAACAACAUGGGACGACAUAGUCACGGCCAGUGCUGAUGAAAGGUCGGGCCCGCCGAGCGAUGCUUCCAGCUCAGGUGGAAACACGAGAAGCUCGUCAGGACUCAGAAGUGAAAUUGCCUUGGAAACAAUCAGAAGGAAGCUCUCCACCAUGUCACGCUCGAGGAAAGCCAACGUGAAGCACAGCAGAAUGCGAAGCCCGGAGCCUAUAUCUAGCCCCGAUGAUGUUCCAGCUGUGCCACCUAACACCCGUGCAACAAGCGACACCCCAAAGAAGGGACAUGGAGGACAUUCAGCCAAACACAGUCGUUCGGAUGGCUCAUCGCCCCUUCCAACGCCGGCCGCGAUGGUUCGAAGUGAGCCGCAAUCCCCAACACAAAGCGCCCGAGUAUCGCCUCGCCUCAAGCCAGCCUUGAAACAUGCCGGUCCCAGCGUGCCUACUGGUGUAAGUACUAUGUACGAUCGAUCUGUACCAUCACAUAAGGAUAGUCUCGAGCUUGUACGCCACCGCAUGGGCGAAGAAUGGCUGACGGUGGACCCUCAGCUCUCUUGCACGCGGGACUCGAUUGUUCUGGCUAAACAAAGAUGGGAGAGAUAUCCUAGAUCGCAUGCUGUUAUUGACGAACAAAGCAGACACACCAAAUAUGGAGGUCUCAGUACUAUCAUGGACGCCAGUCCACCAGACCACAAGGCAUACUGGGCUGCCAGACGUGAACAGCUGGCAAAGCAGAAAGAGGUGGACUGGCAACGUGAGAUUGGAGGACAUCCAGAGAACGACCAUGACUGUCCUAUUUGCGAAGUGGAGAGACCCCGAACCAAGAGACUGGCGAGCUUGCGAGCAGGUUGA
Molecule: messenger RNA, 1713 nt
Organism: Aureobasidium vineae
Lineage: Eukaryota; Fungi; Ascomycota; Dothideomycetes; Dothideales; Saccotheciaceae
Source: the annotation of a GenBank genome assembly